GGGAUAGAGAGGAGAGCGAAUCUCGAGCUUUAAUUUCGUAUGACUUCCCGUUUCAAGAAUGAUACAUUAGGCAAUCGUUUCAGAGAUUCGCGAUCGCGUUAACGUUCGCGAAAAUGAGCAGUGAUGAUACCUUGCUAGAUGAAGAUCUCGGGGACGAAGAGUACGAUCUGGGUAACGAUGAGGAAGAGGCUCUUCUAGCGGAUGACUACGAUAUAGAAAGGCAGAAUAGCUAUAAGGGAGAAGAGGAAACAGAUGAUGUACUGGACUUAGGAGUCACGGACGCGCUCGACGACUUAGAUGGCGAAGACGAGAAUAUAGAGUUUAGUAGAGGCAAUACUGAUAAACGUAACGAUAACGAUUUCUAUAAAGAUGGAGAACAUCCGAUGGAAAUACAAUCUGCGUCGUAUUACGAGCAAGACGAGGGUGCUGAGCAGUACGCGAACGAGCAGGCGUCACGUCAGUCCGGCAAAAAUUCGGAGUCCAAUAAUGUUAAUGUUUCUAAUAAUAUUGGCAAGGGCGAUCUACGCGAGAAGCUCCAAAGAAACAUGCAGAAGACUGCUUACAUCGGCAACGGACAAGGAAUGGAGGACGACGACUGCGAGGAGGCGAAGGAAAGGCGUAACAGAUUUCAAAACGAGCGUACGAUGAUUUCUCCAAAGAUGAACAAUGAUAUUCCGGAUACCUUAGAGAAUGUUGUCACGUCGGAACCAUCCAGAGCGCCGUUCAGAGGAAGAGGACGAGGUCGUGGAGUAAGAGGAAGCAGAGGAGGACGAUUUAACGUACAAAACGCUGGAAAUUUCAAUCCAAGGUUUGGUACGGCACGGCCCGGUAAUUUUGAUAAUCAACCGCCUGCUUGUAGACCACCAUUAAUAGAGACUAGGCCGCCAUGUCUCCUUGGCGUACCAAGUAACGUACCACCAAAUCAACAGCAGAUAAUGUUCCAACAACAAGCUAAUCCACCACAGCCCUUUCAACAGCCCUUUGGUCCAAACGGUCCGUUACAAGGACCACCGGCGCAAUUUGCGGAGAAUAGGCAGUUCAACCCCGGGCAAUUCCAGGGCCCGAUGGGGCCACGUUCAAUCGGUAGCCAAAGAUUACCCGAAUAUGGACUUAGGGGUCCGCUGGCAGGAGGCUCUAUACAAGGACCGAAUUACAAUUGUCCACCCAACCAGCAGUCGCCAUAUCAUCCGCCGAUGCAGCCGCCGCCAUUUCAAAAUCCGAGCGGUGUCAUGCAAGAAAACCGACCUGGUAUGCAAGGUAAUCAGGGAGGACCUCUAUUACAAAAUCCGGGAGGAGGAUCGCUUCUCGGUAACCCGAACUGCUUGUUGCUGCCUGGAAAUCCGCCCAAUAUGUUGCUCCCUGGGGGAGGGAAUCUGCCAGUAUCUAUGGGCCAAGGAUUCCCUCGUCAACAGCAAGCGUUACCAAGCGCCUCUCAAGGUCCGCCCAUGCAAAAUCUGCCGCCGAAUGUGCAAAUAUCUAGUCAGCCACCGCCCUUUGAGAACAGACUGCCGCCGCCGCCGCCGCCACAAUUUCAAGAGCCCCAAUUCGAAGGCCGGAACGCGUAUGACGCAAGAGGUUUUCAUCCUUCCGAUCAAGUACCCAAUAGCCAAUUUAAUAAUACGAUGCAACCGGUACCGCAACAGUCGGCGUCUAAUGUAUCACACAGUGUGUCUUUACCUCCAGGCCACAAGAUUCUAAUCAAUCCUCAUUUUAGAGGCACCGUUCAACCCGCGAAUGAUACUCGACUCGCUUGGGAUUCUAAUCAACAACAAACCCAAUCGCAAGUUUCUCAUAGUGGACAAUUUCCACAACCGCCAUCAUCGUAUCAAAAUCAAGGACCUUAUAAUCAGACCCAACAAGGUUCAUCGCAGUAUCAACAAAAUUAUCAGCAGAAUAAAAGUGACGAUCCAUAUGCAUAUUUUUCUGAUGUGUGGCAAGAAAAUAGACCGCAGAAGCCUCAGAAUAGCCCAAAUAAGCAUUAUCCUUCGGAUAACAAUUAUUCCCGAGAGAGCUACAGUGAUGGUAAUAAAUAUAAAUUGAAUAGCCAAUGGGAGCAAAGGGAUAGUUAUCAAGAGGAUUAUAGAGGAUCUCAUCAAAAUUAUCGAGAAAGAGAUUUGCCACCACGAACAAGAAACGAUCAUACGCAAAGAAGCAGAACGCCACCAAAUACGUAUCGUGGGGACUCCUACGAUCAAGUUCAUAAUCUGAAAUUUUCUAGACCGGCGAAUAUUACACCUCGUGGAGCGAAUAGACCACCGCAGAAGAGGAUAUCUGAGUCUUCGGACAAAGGACUGCGAGAAGUAAGUCCAAAACGUAAGCCGUCUAACAGAAAUCUUCAAGAGAUACGAAGAGUAGAUACAGCGAGUGAAAAUGUCGUCGACAAGGAUGAAGAUCCAGAGAUGCAAGAAUACCGUAAAAAAAUGGAAGAACAAAAACGUCUUCGCGAGAAGUUGUUACGCGAGAAAGAGAACAGACGUAAGAUGGCUGCAAUGGAGAAACAAAAUGAAGAUACCAAGAUCGAUUCAAAUACUGCAGUGAGUGAAAAUACACAGCAAGAAAUAAAACCUGCAACAGCAUUGAUGGGAAUUGUAAAGGACGUUAAAACUCGCCCUGGUGUUACUAAAGGACGUGGUCGUCCUAUCAAUCAAAGCACAGAGGCAGCAGACAGACCGUCUAAUAUGCGAAUUGUCAGAACGAUACCAACUAUACAAAGUAACGAUUUAUCAGAUACAAUUGGUUCAAAAGAUAAUAAUUCUGGAUACACAACUAAUCAAACCGGCGAUAUUGGACAAACGAGACAAAUGAUACAACAAUCUGGCACACGAAGAGUCGUAAUACAAAAACCUCUGGUAAAUUCGCAAAAAAUCAUCGCUACCACAAUACAAAAAACUGUCUCCAAUCUGCAGAAGAAUCAGGGAAUACAACAGAAAAUAGUACCAAACACGCAAGUUGUGCAAGGGCAGAAAAUCAUACAGAAUCAGGUCAAUGCAUUACAAAAGUCUGGAACUAUUGGACCGAAAACCACAAAUGUUGGUCAGAGAAUGGUAACGCAUAAAACACCUGGUAGCCUGCAGAAAACUGUAAUCAACGAUAACGCGAAUGUUCAUGGUCAAUGUCAAAAAGUCAUGAAUGCGCAACAAAAUCCACAGCGAAUCGUGCUACAAAAAACUGCAGUUCAAGCGAAAAAGUUACCCGAGAUAAAGACGAAUACAGUUAAAUUAGAGAAUUUGGCUGCAAGCACUUCUGAAGCCCAAAUCAGACGUAUGUGUCAAGCCAUCGGAACUAUUGAGAGCAUACGUAUGGGCGAGGGUAACGCGACCAUUGUGUUUAAGACACAAUCCGCUGCCAUGGUGUUUCACAAGAAAUACCAGCGUAAAAUGCUCGAUCUAUCACUGAUAACCGUUCGUCUCGUGCCGCAAAGUACUAUCGCCAAUAAGGUGGUAACGGCGAUCGCGAAGAAAUCUUAGAGACGAAUCUCGAAAUAUUAUCAACAUAUUCUUAGCGUUAAUUCCAUGUAAACCGCGAAUCUUCUAGACGGUACUUUUCUUGUUUCGAGGUUCAUCGGAUCUGUUGGAUAGAAAUAAAAGUAUGUAUCUAUAUAUUUUAUACACGUAUAUAUUCCAAACAUUAUAGAAAUUUGUAAAAUUUAGUAAAGAUGUAGCAAAACUUCUAUUGGAUCUUCAGUGGAAGAAUAAUGUAAACGGUAAGAGUUCUCGAGAUUUUUCAACCAACGUACGAGAUAUUCGUUAUUAUUUAUGAGAACUCGUCUAUGUAUAUAUAUAAAUUGUAUAUUUCGUAUAAAAUAAUGUAUAAUGAUGUGCAUAUGAAAUAAAGUAACAUGCAACAAUAUGCAUCUAGAAAAAGAAAAU
Camponotus floridanus (Florida carpenter ant) is the source of this 3869-nucleotide messenger RNA. RefSeq names its product RNA-binding protein 33. The record is from RefSeq and is a predicted model, not a curated record. The transcript has 11 exons. Gene Ontology annotation, molecular function: RNA binding. Bases 114 to 3467 code for a protein of 1117 amino acids. Lineage: Eukaryota; Metazoa; Arthropoda; Insecta; Hymenoptera; Formicidae.